AACGACAAACAAGACAUCCAGAUCUCAAUCCUUUCCUUACACAACCACUUAUCGCUCCUUGAUCGCCAUCUCGAUCUAUAUCUCUAAUUAUCUCAAUCUGUCGAGGUAAUCUUACAAUAUCUUCAUUUUCAAUACGGAUCUUUGGGAAUCUUUAGAUUUAUUUAUUUAUUUAUCUAUCUGCGUUCGUUUUGUUUUUGUCUUCUUAACGGUUUCUUCGUUAGAAUAGUUAUUGAUCGGGUGAUAACAAUUUGCGAGCUUGAGGGUGAGGGGUUGAGAGUGAGAGAUUGUGGUUGUAGAAUCUUCGAGGGAGAUUUAGAGGACUGGGGGGAUAAGUUCUUGCUUUUUUGAGGAAGAGAGGAAGGGGGAAGAGAUAGAAGAAGAGGGCAGAAAAAGAAAAGGAUAUGCCAUCAAUAGCUCAAGAAGAUUGGGAUAUUCCUUCGAUGGAUUUUCAUGCGGCUUCGAAUGGUUCUACGGUUAAUUUGUUGAAGAGGCGGAGGGAUGUGGCGAGUUUGGGGGAUGUGAUUGAGAGGGAAAGGGAGAGGGAGGAAGAGGUACAGAUGAAGAUUCAGAGGUAUGUGGCUAUUUGUUUUACAGAUUGUAUUUUGGGGUAGUUUAGUUUCUCAAAUCUGGGAAUGGAGGGGAAGGGGGAAAGAAGUUAAAAAAAAGUUAGCUAAUCACUAAAAACAGUCCUAGACAUACACAUAUCCAUCCUCAUGCGCAUCCACAUAACUCAUACCCACACACCAUGCACCACGAGCCCGAACGUCGCCACCUAAUACCCCGAUCAAAAAUGAGUUUGAACAAACGAGUUCGAGUGGAAUAUCUCCCCGUCGAAACAGAACCGCGAAUCGAACAGAUGAAGGAGAGAGAAAAAAGUCCAGCAGCAAUGGAUUUAAGAGCUUGUCAUAUUUGUCGUCGUAAACCAACUGUUAAGAAGGAAUUGGAUGCGUUUGCGAAUUGUGAGGGCUGUGCGAAGAGGACUUGUUGGGUUUGUAUUAGGGAGUGUCUUGGGGGAUGGGGGGGUAAGUUCGGGAUGGGUGGAGAGGUUGGAAAGCAGGAAGAGGGUGGGCAGGGAUGGGGAGAGAAUGGUAUGCAGCAUAGGGGAAUGGUGUGUAGUCGAUGUUGUGUGGAGAGAGGGACGGAGGGUGAGGUACUUUGUUUAGGAUGUUUAAGGGUAGAGGAGAGUUGAAUUCUCAUCUAAAUAGGAGAGGAAAGGCAAGGAAGCCUAUAAUCGGAGUUGGGACAGGACAGAAGGGAAGUAGGGCGCAUCAUGACAUUCAAGGAAACUUGGGAUGAACAUGCUGUCCUAAUUUCCAGGUGCACCUCGAGAUGGAUAGGAUCAUCCAGUUCCAAGGGAAUAACUCGAUAUAUGGAUGGUUGAAGAAACAAAGACAUCUACGAGCGAUGCGUGCGAUUGAUACCCAUUUUAAUCUGGAGUCUUUUGGUUGGCUAUCUUGCAAUGAUUAUACAAUACAAUACAUAUA
Messenger RNA from Sclerotinia trifoliorum, 1484 nucleotides. Lineage: Eukaryota; Fungi; Ascomycota; Leotiomycetes; Helotiales; Sclerotiniaceae. The record is from the annotation of a GenBank genome assembly.